UCCACAUUUCUGCAUUCGAAUUUCAAACGGCCAUGUAAUAAGAAGCUACUACCAAAUAAUAAUUGAUAACGUGUAUUUAUUUAAUUAUUUAAUUAAAAAUAAGUGAAAAUGAACUCUAAAGUGAAUUGUGUAGUGUUCGGACUUUGUUUAGUUGCCUUAUGUACUGCUGGACCAGUAGUAGAUGAAUCUCCUCGGCAUAUUGACAAUUCCAUUCACGCAAGUGAACGCGGUGGCAUUGAAGAGGCGCUCAUGAAAAAAUUAAACGCGAAAUGUACAAAUAAUGACGUUAGUUCCUGCAUGAUGCUCAAACUCGUCACGUACUUUAAUAGGCUAAUGAAAAAAUCGUCGAUCGAAUUUGGCGACGUUGAAAUUACGCAAACAUCCACCGAAACGAUCAUCGCACAAGAAGAUACUUCGAGAAGCAUCAAUACUGAGAAUAUGUCCGAAGAAUCUCAAUUCGGGGAGGUUAUGUACAACAAAGUGCUGAGUUUUAUUAAAACCCGCUCAUUAAAAUGGAAGGUUACAGACGAUGCCGAUAUCGUAAUUUCUGGCGGAAGCGGUAAAGAUGGCGCACUUAAUUUAGGCAUUUCAAUUAAGCCGGACACUUCCAGUCCGGGAGAUGCCAGAAAAAAGAAAGAUGGUGGAAUGGGCGCGAUAAUGGGACUGGUGGCUCUCAAAAUUGGUUUACUUAAAGCUAUCGCGUUUAAGGCUCUCGCGUUGUUAGUCGGAAAGGCGUUGAUCGUCAGCAAGCUGGCGCUCGUUUUGGCGCUGAUUAUUGGCCUUAAGAAACUUCUUAGCACUGAGAAAUACGUAACUUAUGAAGUGGUAGCACAUCCUCACCACGAUCAUCACCACGAACACUCCUUCAGUGGAGCUGGUCAUGACAGUUUUGGACAUGGUGGAGGUCAUGGUCAUGGACAUGGAGGAUGGGGACGAUCAGCGGAAGGGGCGGAAAUUGCCUACAGGGGACAAAAACCUGCCACCUAAUCGAAAUAAAACGAAAUGAAGGUUAAAUUACCAUAUUGGUGAUUUUGAAAUUGAUUUAUUUAUUGUUAUUUAUUAUGUAUGCCAUUAUAGUCAUCAUUUUUGUACCAUAAUUUCAUCGUUAACCCUGUUUGUCAAAUAAAGUUUUUAUUCAUGUUGAAUUACC
Messenger RNA from Photinus pyralis (common eastern firefly), 1150 nucleotides. RefSeq lists its product as uncharacterized. The record is from RefSeq and is a predicted model, not a curated record. NCBI's taxonomy places the organism in Eukaryota, Metazoa, Arthropoda, Insecta, Coleoptera, Lampyridae. The transcript has 4 exons. Bases 109 to 987 code for a protein of 292 amino acids.